AUGCAGUUUGAGCGACCCAAGAAGGAUCAAGCUCCAAAGACUCCAGUUUGGACGGCUCUGAUAGUGACGGUGACCUACGGAGUUCUACCUCAUGUCUACGGCGACGGAGAAGGACCUACGGCCAAGGACCCCGAGGGACCGACCCAUCAGAGAGGUCGAUCAGCCCCGACCCUCGACCAAGGACCAUGGACCUCGCACAGCGUCGGCAACCCCAAGUGCAAGAUGCGCCCAUUGUGGUUCCAGGAAGUAUGGAGACUUGGGUUGUUGGAAGAGGCUGACCUGCGAUCGCUGUGGCAAGAAGGGCCAUCCAUCAGAUCUUUGCCUAUUAGUAUGUCGAGGCUGUGGAGAAACCCACGAGGUUGGGAAGUGCCCGAUGGAAGAGUUUUAUAA
This is a messenger RNA of Peronospora belbahrii, 390 nucleotides long. The record is from the annotation of a GenBank genome assembly. NCBI's taxonomy places the organism in Eukaryota, Oomycota, Peronosporomycetes, Peronosporales, Peronosporaceae.